UUUUGGUUCCGCCCACUACCCUUACCGGAAGUUUAGCUUUUGUUGUCACACUGGAAGAAAAUGGCAGCUGCUGUGAGUUUUUUUUCAAUGAAGGCACUGAAAUAAUAGCUAUUUUUUUGCAUUGGAGUUACGAUCUAUAAUAAUGCAAAUCAUAAGGCAAGUCCAUCCUAAUGUUUAAGAUUGAAGCUGCUUUAUGCGUUUGUGUCUCAGCUGUUGUAUUGAUAGCUAACUUUGGCAGCUUCCCAAGAAGCAAGCUAGCGAUGCUAACGUUAGCCUGCUAGCUAGCCAGCAAGCGAGCUUGUUGCUGUGAACCAAUCGCUUGCCUGUGAGCAUAACGCUAGCAUCAAGUUAACUGGGUUUAAUUGAAAACAACGCUGUUCCAUCAAAGUGUAUGGAUAGAAACUGGGUGAUAUUGUACAGCCAUAUAUAUUGUGCAUCAUUUGUUGAUUAUUUGCGAAAUCGCCAUACGAUCAAAAGUAUAUAUUACUUAGCAGUUAGCUAGCUAGCACUUACCUGGGCAGUAUUGCUAACCAACCCGCUAGCUAGCGCUUACCUGGCCAGUAUUGUUAACCAACCCACUAGCUAGCACUUACCUGGGCAGUAUUGCUAACCAACCCGCUAGCUAGCACUUACCUGACCAGUAUUGCUAACCAACCCGCUAGCUAACACUUACCUGGCCAGUAUUGCUAACCAAGCCGCUAGCUAGCACUUACCUGGCCAGUAUUGUUAACCAACCCGCUAGCUAGCACUUACCUGGCCAGUAUUGCUAACCAAACCGCUAGCUAGCACUUACCUGGCCAGUAUUGCUAACCAACCCGCUCAAACGGUCGGUGCCUUGUUGACUGUGUAGACUAGGUUUGACCCGGGCCGUGUGUGUGCAGGGUUUGAAUGGUCGCUGUAUGGAGGUAACGGUGUGGGGCUAAGGACAGCUACGUCUGCAGCUGACCAUCACUCACCCAGCUACCGGUGGCAGACCACAAUGGUAAGCAUCCCUCCCGCCAACCCCCUAUCCACCAAUCCCUCUAUCUGUCUAUCCAUUCCUCUAUCCGUCCAUGCAUCCCUUUAUCCGACUAUCUACCACUCUAUCUAUCCCUCUAUCCUUCUAUCUAUCUGUCUAUCCAUCCCUCUAUCAGCCAUCUACCCAUCCAUCUAUCCAUUCAUCUCUGAUCUCUCUGUGUGCGGAUAGGGUGGGCAAGAUCUCUGAUCUUGCCCACCCUAUAUCUGUGUGCAUGUGUUGACUGUUCUGUUUCCAUUGUGAAGUGUGUGACCACGGGCAAAUUACAGUAGUAGGAAAGACAUUAUAAAGCUGUUUUGAUCAGUAGUAUAAAUAAUUUAUCCAUUGCCCAAUAAAGCCUAGUGACAAAGACUACAGUAAUGGAUGCCAAAUGUUCUUUUUGCAGCAACAAGUUUUGGAAUAUGCAUUGGAUAGGGCUGAGGUAAGACUUUUUCUAUUUCUUCUACACGAACAAGGUGAUUCAAGUGUGUGUGUCUGUUUGUCUAUGUGUGUAUGCUUGUGUGUGUGUGUGUGUGUGUAUCUGUAGGUGUUCAUGCAUAUAGCUCCAACGCUGAUGUAUUUCCUCUUCUUCAGUACAUUGUUGAAAGUGCUCGUCAACGGCCAGCCAAGAGGAGAGCCUCAUCCGGAGGGAGGAAGAGUUUAUACCAGAAACUAUACGAGCUCUACAUCGAAGAGUGUGAGAAGGAACCAGAGCUCAAGGUAACCAAUAGAAGUCUGAGUAGGUUGUAUAGAAAGCAUUUGACAGACCUAAUCAUUGGACCCAUUGACCUGUAGCUUGUGUUCAUUAGGGUACACCGUAGCAAAAUGUUUUGUAACAGAAAACGAAAGCCAGGGUUCUUAUUGGACAAGUUCACUUCAGAAGCAGCGUAGGAAUGUGAAUUAAUCAUUAUUGAUAAGCUCGGACGAUUGAUUGUUUAUUGAUUUAUUGUUAUGUGUAGAAGCUGCGUAGGAAUGUGAACCUGCUGGAGAAGCUGAUGUGUCAGGAGUCAGUGUCGUGUCUGGUUGUCAACCUCUACCCCGGCAACCAGGGAUACUCCCUCAUGCUCCGCGGCAAGAAUGGAUCUGGUGAGAGACCGCUGUCAAUCAAUCACUUUUAUCUAUCACCCUAUCGAUUUAAUCAGUCUUAUCAAUUUAUCAAACAUUCACAAUUAAGAUAUUUGUCAUGCAACAUUUAGUAAAAAUACUCGGCUUAAAAACCCCAAGAGGUCCAAGGUAAACGCUGUCCUGCAUAUAUCACUGCUAUGUAGCUAGUAUUGUAGUACUGUAUCUAGUAUGGUUCUGUUAGUCUAGUGGACCGUUUUCUACAGAGCUGUAGUAGUAAGUGUUUAUUUUCUACAGAACUGUAGUAGUAAGUGUUUAUUUUCUACAGAACUGUAGUAGUAAGUGUUUAUUUUCUACAGAACUGUAGUAGUAAGUGUUUAUUUUCUACAGAGCUGUAGUAGUAAGUGUUUAUUUUCUACAGAACUGUAGUAGUAAGUGUUUAUUUUCUACAGAACUGUAGUAGUAAGUGUUUAUUUUCUACAGAACUGUAGUAGUAAGUGUUUAUUUUCUACAGAACUGUAGUAGUAAGUGUUUAUUUUCUACAGAACUGUAGUAGUAAGUGUUUAUUUUCUACAGAACUGUAGUAGUAAGUGUUUAUUUUCUACAGAACUGUAGUAGUAAGUGUUUAUUUUCUACAGAGCUGUAGUAGUAAGUGUUUAUUUUCUACAGAACUGUAGUAGUAAGUGUUUAUUUUCUACAGAACUGUAGUAGUAACAAUAUGGCUUUGUUUGAUAGACUAUUCAACUGCGUAAUGGUGACAAUGCCUCUUUCUCUCUCCCCCCUCUCUCUGUAGACUCUGAGACGAUCCGUCUGCCGUAUGAGGAAGGACAGCUGUUGGAGUACCUGGAUGCUGAGGAGCUUCCUCCUAUCCUGGUGGAUCUCUUGGAGAAGUCCCAGGUGUGUGUGUGAUUGUGUGUGUAUUUGUUUGUGUGUUCCCUCUGUCUCUCUGGCUCCUUGUCCCUCUCUGGCUCCUUGUCCCUCUCUGCCUCCUUGUCCCUCUCUUUCUCCUUGUCCCUCUCUUUCUCCUUGUCCCUCUCUGCCUCCUUGUCCCUCUCUGCCUCCUUGUCCCUCUCUGCCUCCUUGUCCCUCUCUGCCUCCUUGUCCCUCUCUGCCUCCUUGUCCCUCUCUGCCUCCUUGUCCCUCUCUAUCUCCUUGUCCCUCUCUGCCUCCUUGUCUCUCUCUUUCUCCUUGUCCCUCUGACUCCUUGUCCCUCUCUGACUCCUUGUCCCUCUCUGACUCCUUGUCCCUCUCUGCCUCCUUGUCCCUCUCUGCCUCCUUGUCCCUCUCUGACUCCUUGUCCCUCUCUGACUCCUUGUCCCUCUCUUUCUCCUUGUCCCUCUCUGACUCAUUGUCCCUCUCUGACUCCUUGUCCCUCUCUAACUCCCUGUCUCUCUAUCUCCUUGUCCCUCUCUAACUCCCUGUCUCUAUCUCCUUGUCCCUCUCUAACUCCCUGUCUCUCUAUCUCCUUGUCCCUCUCUAACUCCCGGUCUCUCUAUCUCCUUGUCCCUCUCUAACUCCCUGUCUCUCUAUCUCCUUGUCCCUCUCUAACUCCCUGUCUCUCUAUCUCAUUGUCCCUCUCUAACUCCCUGUCUCUCUAUCUCCUUGUCUCUCUGCCUCCUUGUCCCCCUCUAACUCCCUGUCUCUCUAUCUCCUUGUCCCCCUCUAACUCCCUGUCUCUCUGGCUCCUUGUCCCUCUCUAACUCCCUGUCUCUCUAUCUCCUUGUCCCUCUCUAACUCCCUGUCUCCCUGUCUCUCUAUCUCCUUGUCCCUCUCUAACUCCCUGUCUCUCUGCCUCCUUGUCCCUCUCUAACUCCCUGUCUCUCUAUCUCCUUGUCCCCCUCUAACUCCCUGUCUCUCUGUCUCCUUGUCCCUCUCUAACUCCCUGUCUCUCUAUCUCCUUGUCCCUCUCUAACUCCUUGUCCCUCUCUAACUCCCUGUCUCUCUGUCUCCCUGUCUCUCUGUCUCCUUGUCCCUCUCUAACUCUCUGUCUCCUUGUCCCUCUCUAUCUCCUUGUCUCUCUGCCUCCUUGUCCAUCUCUGCCUCCUUGUCUCUCUCUGCCUCCUUGUCCCUCUCUUUCUCCUUGUCCCUCUGACUCCUUGUCCCUCUCUGACUCCUUGUCCAGGUGAACAUCUUCCACUGUGGCUGUGUGGUAGCAGAGGUCAGAGACUACAGACAGUCUGGCAACACUAAGAUGCCCUCCUUCCAGAGCAGACACGUCCUGCUACGGCCCACCAUGCAGGUAGGAACUAGCACUGCUUUCUAGAGGAGAUGGCUGCCGCUUUACAGCUCUCUAACCAAUUGUACUAUUAUGUGUGUUUUUUCGCCUUUAUUUGUAAUUUAUUCUGUUCAUAAUGUUUCUGCCACCGUCUCUUACAACCAAAAAGAGCUUCUGGAUAUCAGGACAGCAUUUUCUCACCUCGUACUGGACGAAGAUUUUUUCUUCAACUGGUCGGACGCGAAGGAUAUUCUACAGACACCCGACAAGGCCCAAAUCCCAGUCAUUCGCAUGAGAAAGAGACAGAUAUCGUGGACGUAGGUCGGGGUGCCUUGUAAGGAUCCGACGGCGAGCGAGUAAACUGCCACUCCCAUCAAUCCUAUUAGCCAACGUUCAAUCAUUUGAAAAUAAAUUGGACGACCUAAGAUUACGGUUAUCCUACCAACGGGACAUUAAAAACUGUAAUAUCUUAUGUUUCACCGAGUCGUGGCUGAACGACGACAAUGAUAACAUACAGCUGGCGGGAUAUACGCUACAUCGGCAGGAUAGAAAGGCUGACUCCGGUAAGACAAGGGGUGGCGGUCUGUGUAUAUUUGUAAACAACAGCUGGUGCAUGAAAUCUAAUACUAAGGAAGUCUCAAUGUUUUGCUCGCCUGAGGUAGAGUAUCUCAUGAUAAGCUGUAGACCACACUAUUUACCAAGAGAGUUUUCAUCUAUAUUUUUUGUAGCUGUCUAUUUAUCACCACAAACCGAUGCUGGCGCUAAGACCGCACUCAAUGAGCUGUAUAAGGCCAUAAGUGAACAGGAAAACGCUCAUCCAGAGGCAGCGCUCCUAGCGGCCGGGUACUUUAAUGCAGGGAAACUUAAAUCCGUUCUACCUCAUUUCUACCAGCAUGUUAAAUGUGCAACCAGACGGGAAAAAACUCUAGACCACCUUUACUCCACACACAGAGACGCAUACAAAGCUCUCCCUCGCCCUCCAUUUGGCAAAUCUGACCAUAACUCUAUCCUCCUGAUUCCUGCUUAUAAUCAAAAACUAAAGCAGGAAGCACCCGUGACUCGGUUAAUAAGGAAGUGGUGAGAUGAAGCAGAUGCUAAGCUACAGGACUGUUUUGCUAGCACAGACUGGAAUAUGUUCCGGGAUUCUUCAGAUAGCAUUGAGGAGUACACCACAUCAGUCACUGGCUUCAUCAAUAAGUGCAUCGAUGAUGUCAUCCCCACAGUGACUGUACGUACAUACCCCAACCAGAAGCCAUGGAUUACAGGCAACAUCCGCACUGAGCUAAAGGGUAGAGCUGCCGCUUUCAAGGAGCGGGACUCUUAACCCGGACGCUUAUAAGAAAUCCCGCUAUGCCCUCUGACGAACCAUCAAACAGGCAAAGAGUCAAUACAGGACUAAAAUUGAAUCGUACUACACCGGCUCUGACGCUCAUCGGAUGUGGCAGGGCUUGCAAACUAUUACAGACUACAAAGGGAAGCACAGCCGCGAGCUGCCAAGUGACACAAGCCUACCAGACAAGCUAAAUCACUUCUAUGCUCGCUUCGAGGCAAGCAACACUGAAGCAUGCAUGAGAGCAUCAGCUGUUCCGGAUGACUAUGUGAUCACGCUCUCCGUAGCCGAUGUGAGUAAGACUUUAAAGCAGGUCAACAUUCACAGGGCCAGACAGAUUACCAGGGCGUGUACUCCGAGCAUGCGCUGACCAACUGGCAAGUGUCUUCACUGACAUUUUCAACAUGUCCCUGACUGAGUCUGUAAUACCAACAAGUUUCAAGCAGACCACCAUAUUCCCUGUGCCCAAGAACACUAAGAUAACCUGCCUAAAUGACUACCGAACCGUAGCACUCACGUCUGUAGCCAUGAAGUGCUUUGAAAGGCUGGUCAUUGCUCACAUCAACACCAUUAUCCCAGAAACCCUAGACCCGCUCCAAUUUGCAUACCGCCCCAACAGAUCCACAGAUGAUGUAAUCUCUAUUGCACGCCACACUGCCCUUUCCCACCUGGACAAGAGGAACACAUAUGUGAGAAUGCUAUUCAUUGACUACAGCUCAGCGUUCAACACCAUAGUGCCCUCAAAGCUCAUCACUAAGCUAAGGACCCUGGGACUAAACACCUCCCUCUGAAACUGGAUCCUGGACUUCCUGACGGGCUGCCCCCAGGUGGUAAGGGUAGGUAACAACACAUCCGCCACGCUGAUCCUCAACACGGGGCCCCUCAGGGGUGCGUGCUCAGUCCCCUCCUGUACUCCCUGUUCACCCAUGACUGCAUGGUCAGGCACGACUCCAACACCAUCAUUAUGUUUUCCGACGACACAACAGUGGUAGGCCUGAUCACCAACAACGAUGAGACAGCCUAUAGGGAGGAGGUCAGAGACCUGGCCGUGUGGUGCCAGGACAACAACCUCUCCCAGAGGGUAGUGCGUACGGCCCAGUAUAUCACUGGGGCCAAGCUUCCUGCCAUCCAGGACCUCUAUACCAGGCGGUUUCAGAGGAAGGCCCUAAAAAUUCUCCAGUCACCCUAGUCAUAGACUGUUCUCUCUGCUACCGAACGGCAAGCGGUACCGGAGCGCCAAGUCUAGGUCCAAACGGCUUCUUAACAGCUUCUACCCCCAAGCCAUAAGACUCCUGAACAGCUAAUCAUGGCUAACCCGGACUAUUUGCAUUGUCCCCCCCACCCCACCCCCUCCUCUUUUACGCUGCUGCUACUCUGUUUAUUAUCUAUGCAUAGUCACUUUAACUCUACUCUGCACCGGAACCCCCUGUAUAUAGCCUCCCUACUGUUAUUUUAUUUUACUGCUGCUCUUUAAUUAUUUGCUUAUUUUUAUUAUUUUUAGUUAUCUAUUUUUUACUUAACACAUAUUUGUCUUAAAACUGUAUUGUUGGUUAAGGGCUUGUAAGUAAGCAUUUCACUGUAAGGUGUACACCUGUUGUAUUCAGCGCAUGUGACAAAUACGAUUUGAUUUGAGAACCAUAUAAAUACAAGAGAGAACAGACACCAUGCAGGUAGGAACUAGCACUGCUUUCUAGAACCAUAGAAAUACAAGAGAUAGAGCAGUUGGUUUCUAUGUUAGAGUGGACAAAAGUGGUGGUGAUAUGCUAUCAGAAUGAUGUGCAGACAUUUUAUUUCAAAAUAGCCUUCGAUCGUUACGUAUUGGAACGUUGAUACUAAAUUCUGACCUUUGACCUCCCCAGACACUGAUCUGUGACGUCCACGCCAUGACCAGUGACCACCACAAAUGGACUCAGGUGAGUUACCAAUGAAACCUGAACACACCAACAAGAAGUAUAGAAUACUCUCCUCUUUUCUCCUGUCCUCCUUUCUCCUUCCCUUCUUGCAUUCUCCUCCUUUAUCACCUCCUGCCUCUACCCUCUUCAUUUAUCCCCUUCUCUCUCCCUCCUCUCCUCUGUUCUCCCCCCUCCAGGAUGACAAGUUCCAGUUGGAGAGCCAGUUACUGCUGGCCACAGCUGAUCCUCUGUGUCUGGAUCCAUCUGUCUCUGUCACCUGUACAGCCAACCGCCUGCUCUACAACAAGCAGAAGAUGAACACUCACUCUAUGAAACGGUACACACAGAGAGACACACACACACACACACACGCAUGCUCGCAGAGACGCAGACACACACACACAGAGACCUACAAACACACAGACACGCAGAGACGCAGGCACACGCACACACACACACACACACACAACACACACUGACAUACACAGUCACCUGCAAACACACACACAUCGACACACACACACACACACACAACACACACUGACAUACACAGUCACCUGCAAACACACACACAUCGACACACACAACACACACACAACACACACACACACACACACACACAUCGACACACACAGUCACCUACAAACACACACACACACACACCUUCACACACUAUUAUGCUUCCCUGAUCUCCAGCUGUUCUACCAGAGCCACACUAACCUGUUUCUCCUCUCUCCGUAGUUGUUUUAAACGUCACUCUCGGGCGGCGUUGAACCGUCAGCAGGAGCUGUCUUACCUGCCCGUGCCCCCCCAGCUGCGUCUCUAUGACUACCUGCAGAGGAGGAAGGAGAGGAAGCCUGCCCCCUCGAUAGAUCUUAAGAUCUCCAAGGCCGGAAACGUGAGUUCACCUUACUCUCUGCAUGCUAACACCUUUAGAUAGACCAUGCUAACACCUCUAGAUAGACCAUGCUAACACCUCUAGAUAGACCAUGCUAACACCUCUAGAUAGACCAUGCUAACACCUCUAGAUAGACCAUGCUAACACCUCUAGAUAGACCAUGCUAACACCUCUAGAUAGACCAUGCUAACACCUCUAGAUAGACCAUGCUAACACCUCUAGAUAGACCAUGCUAACACCUCUAGAUAGACCAUGCUAACACCUCUAGAUAGACCAUGCUAACACCUCUAGAUAGACCAUGCUAACACCUCUAGAUAGACCAUGCUAACACCUCUAGAUAGACCAUGCUAACACCUCUAGAUAGACCAUGCUAACACCUCUAGAUAGACCAUGCUAACACCUCUAGAUAGACCAUGCUAACACCUCUAGAUAGACCAUGCUAACACCUCUAGAUAGACCAUGCUAACACCUCUAGAUAGACCAUGCUAACACCUCUAGAUAGACCAUGCUAACACCUCUAGAUAGACCAUGCUAACACCUCUAGAUAGACCAUGCUAACACCUCUAGAUAGACCAUGCUAACACCUCUAGAUAGACCAUGCUACACCUCUAGAUAGACCAUGCUAACACCUCUAGUAGACCAUGCUAACACCUCUAGAUAGACCAUGCUAACACCUCCUAGAUAGACCAUGCUAACACCUCUAGAUAGACCAUGCUAACACCUCUAGAUAGACCAUGCUAACACCUCUAGAUAGACCAUGCUAACACCUCUAGAUAGACCAUGCUAACACCUCUAGAUAGACCAUGCUAACACCUCCUAGAUAGACCAUGCUAACACCUCUAGAUAGACCAUGCUAACACCUCUAGAUAGACCAUGCUAACACCUCUAGAUAGACCAUGCUAACACCUCUAGAUAGGCCAUGCUAACACCUUUAGAUAGAGCAUGCUAACACCUCUAGGUAGACCAUGCUAACACCUCUAGAUAGACCAUGCUAACACCUCUAGGUAGACCAUGCUAACACCCCCUAGAUAGACCAUGCUACACCUCUAGAUAGACCAUGCUAACACCUCUAAGAUAGACCAUGCUAACACCUCUAGAUAGACCAUGCUAACACCCUCUAGAUAGACCAUGCUAACACCUCUAGAUAGACCAUGCUAACACCUCUAGGUAGACCAUGCUAACACCUCAAGAUAGACCAUGCUAACACCUCUAGGUAGACCAUGCUAACACCUCUAGGUAGACCAUGCUAACACCUCUAGGUAGACCAUGCUAACACCUCCUAGAUAGACCAUGCUAACACACAUUUGUUCAGACUGAUCUCUGUCCACUCUUCUCUCCCUUCCUCAGUGUGUGGACAUGUGGAAGCAGAGCAUCUGCCAGCUCACUGUCCCCAAGGAGAUUGAUGUAAGUCUCUCUCUCCUUCUCAAACACCCCUUACCUGUCUGUCAUGAAGCGGCCGUUGUCAGUCAAGUGACUGGUACUCUUGAGAUAUGGACCAGGGUUUGGACUCAAUGCCAAUUGAAGUCAGUCAAUUCAGGAAGUGAUUUGAAUUUAAAAUCCCCAAAUGGAAAAACUUUUGACAUAAAUACCUUCUUCUUUUUCAGUUUAUUGAGAAGUCAUAGAAAAUUGAUUCCCUUUUUUUAAAUUAUUGAAUUGGAAUUUCAGUUUACUUAUUGAAUGGACUGACUUCAAUUGGAAUUUCGCCCAACCCUGAUAUGGACCGUUUAGUCUUCAAACACAGACUCUCUGUAUUUCCAGGUGGAUAAAUAUGCUGUGGUAGAGAGGUCAGUGAAGCUGGAGGAAUCUCAGCCCACUGUCUGGCCUGCAGAGGUAAGACUUGUAGCUUCCUGGUGUCACACUCUUUAUCUUCCCCUGUUACAGAGCCACUAACUAACUAAACACUGACAUCAUCUCAAAGCUCACAGCAAGCUGCUAGAAAUACCCUUUUAGCACAGAAGAUCUGUGCAUUUCCUGCCAGCUUAGAUCAAAAUGGUCCCAGAGGACCAAGGUUUCUCUUCUCACUUCCUGGUGUCUCACCCUAUCAGGAAGUGAUAGAUUACUAUAUGUUUGAGUGUGAGGUGGGGGGGGGGCAGGCCCAUAGGACCAAGGUGUCUCUUUUAACUUCCUGGUGUCACACCUGUUCUCUUCCCCAUAACAGGAAGUGAUAGAUGACUAUACGUUUGAGUGUGAGGUUGGGGGAAAAGCCCAGAGGACCAAAGUGUCCAUCUUCCAGUCGGUGGGAGACCCUCUGGUCUACGGAAAGAUCUACUGCGCCAAAGAACCCAAAACUGAGGAGGACAGCAGCGAUCUACACCUCAUACACCCAUCGUAAGGACAGUGGGGUGGGGGGGUGCAACGCGGCAGAGGACAGUAUAAUGUAACGUUCUAGAAACAUAAUUAUUUUGACUUGGAUUCCUCUUCUCUUUUCCCACCAGUUUCCUAAUAGGAUCGAAGAUAGAUGCUGAUCGGUAAGUGGGCUAACUGGGACUGUGUGCUUGUCCUUUCUGAACAUAUGUUCUGUGUUGUAGGGUGUUGACUGUGUUGUAGGGUGUUGACUGUGUUGUAGGGUGUUGACUGUGUUGUAGGUUGUUGACUGUGUUGUAGGUUGUUGACUGUACUGUAGGUUGUUGACUGUACUGUAGGUUGUUGACUGUGUUGUAGGGUGUUGACUGUGUUGUAGGGUGUUGACUGUGUUGUAGGGUGUUGACUGUGUUGUAGGUGUUGACUGUGUUGUAGGGUGUUGACUGUGUUGUAGGUUGUUGACUGUACUGUAGGUUGUUGACUGUACUGUAGGUGUUGACUGUGUUGUAGGGUGUUGACUGUGUUGUAGGGUGUUGACUGUGUUGUAGGUUGUUGACUGUGUUGUAGGUUGUUGACUGUGUUGUAGGUUGUUGACUGUGUUGUAGGUUGUUGACUGUGUUGUAGGUUGUUGACUGUGUUGUAGGUUGUUGACUGUGUUGUAGGGUGUUGACUGUGUUGUAGGUUGUUGACUGUUGUUGUGUUGUUGACUGUUUGUAGGUUGUUGACUGUGUUGUAGGUUGUUGACUGUGUUGUAGGGUGUUGACUGUGUUGUAGGGUGGUUGACUGUGUUGUAGGUGUUGACUGUGUUGUAGGUUGUUGACUGUUGUGUUUGACUGUAUGUGGUUGUUGACUGUGUUGUAGGUGUUGUUGUGACUGUGUUGUAGGUUGUUGACUGUGUUGUAGGUUGUUGACUGUGUGUAGGUUGUUGACUGUGUUGUAGGGUGUUGACUGUGUUGUAGGUUGACGUUGUAGGUUGUUGACUGUGUUGUAGGUGUUGACUGUUGUAGGUUUGACUGUGUUGUAGGUUGUUGACUGUGUUGUAGGGUGUUGACUGUGUUGUAGGGUGUUGACUGUGUUGUAGGUUGUUGACUGUGUUGUAGGUUGUUGACUAUGUAUGUAGGUUGUUGACUGUGUUGUAGGGUGUUGACUGUGUUGUAGGGUUUUUGACUAUGUUGUAGGUUGUUGACUGUGUUGUAGGGUGUUGACUGUGUUGUAGGUUGUUGACUGUGUUGUAGGGUGUUGACUGUGUUGUAGGUUGUUGACAAAAAGUAUUGCUUUUCCUAGGUUCCUGUCUCAGUAUAAAGGUGUGUAUGAGUCGGACGUGAAGUGCCAGGUGAAGAUGUCUCAUAACUCGGGAUUCGUGGGACAGAACCAGCUCUCACCCAACAGACAGACAGAGGUACACACACUAUAACACACACACACACACUACAGAACCAGCUCUCACCCAACAGACAGACAGAGAUACACACACACACACACACUACAGAACCAGCUCUCACCCAACAGACAGACAGAGGUACACACACUAUAACACACACACACUACAGAACCAGCUCUCACCCAACAGACAGACAGAGAUACACACACCAUAACACACACACACACACUACAGAACCAGCUCUCACCCAACAGACAGACAGAGGUACACACACUAUAACACACACACACUACAGAACCAGCUCUCACCCAACAGACAGACAGAGAUACACACACCAUAACACACACACACACACUACAGAACCAGCUCUCACCCAACAGACAGACAGAGAUACACACACCAUAACACACACACACACACUACAGAACCAGCUCUCACCCAACAGACAGACAGAGGUACACACACCAUAACACACACACACACACUACAGAACCAGCUCUCACCCAACAGACAGACAGAGCUUGUUGUUGUUGUUGUUGUUGACCUCAUGCCCGUUAUGUGUCCCCAGGCGGAUGGUCUAUCAGCCCUGGUUCAGUCGUCAGGCGUGUUGGGGAAGGGGGUGAAGCACCGGCCUCCCCCCAUCAAACUACCCUCCGGGUCGGGCAGCAGCUCCUCAGGUAACCCCCCCUCUCUAACCUGCCUGGAGGUCUGGGGCUGCAUCUCAUUCCAGAAAAUUGUGGUUCUUUAGUUGUUCACUCCCCAUCGCACAUCUGAUUGGUGCUAACUCCUCUCACCUCCCCCUCUCUCACCCCGCUCCCUCUCUCCCUCCCCUCUCUCCCUCCCCUCUCUCCAGGUAACCUGUAUAGUUCAGCCCAGGCUACCAGUGGUCUCCUCACGUGUCCUACGCCCCCCCCAGGAACAGGUCCCGGAUCAGUCAAGCCCCAGCCUCUGAGCAGGAAGCACUCUCUGGAGCUGGGGCAGGGGUUACAGCUGGGGGGGUUGUUGUCCCCGGCAGCCCUGUCUCCCAUGGGGUCAACACAGAGUGAGUACCUAACCAGUCUAUCAAACAGUCAUUCUAUCAAACAGCCAUUCUAUCAAACAGCCAAUCAUUCUAUCAAACAGUCAGUCAGUCUAUCAAACAGUCAUUCUAUCAAACAGCCAAUCAUUCUAUCAAACAGUCAGUCAGUCUAUCAAACAGCCAUUCUAUCAAACAGCCAAUCAUUCUAUCAAACAGUCAGUCAGUCUAUCAAACAGUCAUUCUAUCAAACAGUCAUUCUAUCAAACAGUCAGUCAGUCUAUCAAACAGUCAUUCUAUCAAACAGUCAUUCUAUCAAACAGUCAGUCAUUCUAUCAAACAGUCAGUCAAUCUAUCAAACAGCCAAUCAGUCUAUCAAACAGUCAGUCAUUCUAUCAAACAGCCAAUCAAUCUAUCAAACAGCCAAUCAAUCUAUCAAACAGCCAAUCAUUCUAUCAAACAGUCAUUCUAUCAAACAGUCAAUCAGUCUAUCAAACAGUCAAUCUAUCAAACAGCCAAUCAUUCUAUCAAACAGUCAAUCAGUCUAUCAAACAGCCAAUCAGUCUAUCAAACAGUCAAUCUAUCAAACAGCCAAUCAUUCUAUCAAACAGUCAGUCAGUCUAUCAAACAGUCAGUCAGUCUAUCAAACAGUCAUUCUAUCAAACAGCCAAUCAAUCUAUCAAACAGCCAAUCAUUCUAUCAAACAGUCAAUCUAUCAAACAGCCAAUCAAUCUAUCAAACAGUCAUUCUAUCAAACAGUCAAUCAAUCUAUCAAACAGUCAAUUAUUCUAUCAAACAGUCAGUCAGUCUAUCAAACAGUCAGUCAGUCUAUCAAACAGCCAAUCAAUCUAUCAAACAGUCAAUUAUUCUAUCAAACAGUCAGUCAGUCUAUCAAACAGUCAGUCAGUCUAUCAAACAGUCAGUCAGUCUAUCAAACAGUCAGUCAGUCUAUCAAACAGUCAGUCAGUCUAUCAAACAGUCAGUCUAUCAAACAGUCAGUCAGUUUAUCAAACAGUCAAUCAGUCUAUCAAACAGUCAGUCAGUUUAUCAAACAGUCAAUCAGUCUAUCAAACAGUCAGUCAGUCUAUCAAACAGUCAGUCAGUCUAUCAAACAGUCAGUCAGUUUAUCAAACAGUCAGUCAGUCUAUCAAACAGUCAAUCAUUCUAUCAAACAGUCAUUCUAUCAAACAGUCAAUCAGUCUAUCAAACAGUCAAUCUAUCAAACAGCCAAUCAUUCUAUCAAACAGUCAAUCAGUCUAUCAAACAGUCAAUCAUUCUAUCAAACAGUCAAUCUAUCAAACAGCCAAUCAUUCUAUCAAACAGUCAGUCAGUCUAUCAAACAGUCAGUCAGUCUAUCAAACAGUCAUUCUAUCAAACAGCCAAUCAAUCUAUCAAACAGCCAAUCAUUCUAUCAAACAGUCAAUCUAUCAAACAGCCAAUCAAUCUAUCAAACAGUCAUUCUAUCAAACAGUCAAUCAAUCUAUCAAACAGUCAAUUAUUCUAUCAAACAGUCAGUCAGUCUAUCAAACAGUCAGUCAGUCUAUCAAACAGUCAGUCAGUUUAUCAAACAGUCAGUCAGUCUAUCAAACAGUCAAUCAUUCUAUCAAACAGUCAUUCUAUCAAACAGUCAAUCAGUCUAUCAAACAGUCAAUCUAUCAAACAGCCAAUCAAUCUAUCAAACAGUCAUUCUAUCAAACAGUCAAUCAAUCUAUCAAACAGUCAAUUAUUCUAUCAAACAGUCAGUCAGUCUAUCAAACAGUCAGUCAGUCUAUCAAACAGUCAGUCAGUUUAUCAAACAGUCAGUCAGUCUAUCAAACAGUCAAUCAUUCUAUCAAACAGUCAUUCUAUCAAACAGUCAAUCAGUCUAUCAAACAGUCAAUCUAUCAAACAGCCAAUCAUUCUAUCAAACAGUCAAUCUAUCAAACAGCCAAUCAAUCUAUCAAACAGUCAUUCUAUCAAACAGCCAAUCAAUCUAUCAAACAGUCAAUUAUCUAUCAACAAUCAUUCUAUCAAACAGUCCAAUCUAUCAAACAGUCAAUCAUCUAUCAAACAGUCAUCAUCUAUCAAACAGUCAAUCAAUCUAUCAAACAGUCAAUUCUAUCAAACAGUCAUCAGUCUAUCAAACAGUCAGUCAUUCUAUCAAACAGUCAGUCAGUCUAUCAAACAGUCAUCAGUCUAUCAAACAGCCAAUCAAUCUAUCAAACAGUCAAUUCAUUCUAUCAAACAUCAGUCAGUCUAUCAAACAGCAUCAGUCUAUCAAACAGUCCAGUCUAUCAAACAGUCAGUCAGUCUAUCAAACAGUCAGGUCUAUCAAACAGUCAGUCAGUUUUAUCAAACAGUCAUCAGUCUAUCAAACAGUCAUCAGUUAUCAAACAGUCAAUCAGUCUAUCAAACAGUCAGUCAGUCUAUCAAACAGUCAGUCAGUCUAUCAAACAGUCAGUCAGUUUAUCAAACAGUCAGUCAGUCUAUCAAACAGUCAGUCAGUUUAUCAAACAGUCAGUCAGUUUAUCAAACAGUCAGUCAGUUUAUCAAACAGUCAAUCAGUCUAUCAAACAGUCAGUCAGUCUAUCAAACAGUCUAUCAGUCUAUCAAUCAGUCAGUCAGUCUAUCAAACAGUCAAUCAGUUUAUCAAUCAGUCAAUCAGUCAGUCAGUCUAUCAAACAGUCUAUCAGUCUAUCAAUCAGUCAGUCAGUCUAUCAAACAGUCAGCCAAUCAGGCCAGGGCUGCCCACUGUCACCUCUGUCAUUGGUAUUAUUACCCAGGAAAGUCUUACAGGUGUGAAGAUUGGAACCAAACCCACAUUAUAUCUCUAUAUGCAGAUGGGAUUUCUAACCCAGAAACCUCUAUUCCCAUUCUUAUUGACUUGAGGUUUAGCUCUAAAUAAAUGUGAAUAUCUUUUUGUUUAUCUUGGUGUGAAAAAUAAACUUCACAACCUGUCAAACAGCAACUUUGCACCUGUAUUUAGGGCAGUUAAGGAAGACCUAGACAGGUGGAUGGACCUGCCAUUAUCAUGGUUGGGUAGAAUUAAUCGUAUUAAAAUUAAUGUUUUCCCCAGACUGUAUCCUCUCCAGAUGGUCACAUUUUAUAUUAUAACGAAAAAUACUUUUAAUGAACUCAAGAAAUACCUCUCAGACUUUAUAUGGCACAGAAAAAGACCAAUGUUGAAAGUUAGUAAACUGAAGCUACCAUAUCAUUUAGGAGGCCUGGCGCUAACUAAUGUACUGUUUAAUAACUGGGCAUGUCAUGUUCACAUAAUUACAGAAUGGCUCAGAGAUGAACCUUGCUCUAAUUGGCUCAGAGAUGAACCUUGCUCUAAUUGGCUCAGAGAUUAACCUUGCUCUAAUUGGCUCAGAGAUGAACCUUGCUCUAAUUGGCUCAGAGAUUAACCUUGCUCUAAUUGGCUCAGAGAUGAACCUUGCUCUAAUUGGCUCAGAGAUGAACCUUGCUCUAAUUGGCUCAGAGAUGAACCUUGCUCUAAUUGGCUCAGAGAUUAACCUUGCUCUAAUUGGCUCAGAGAUGAACCUUGCUCUAAUUGGCUCAGAGAUGAACCUUGCUCUAAUUGGGUCAGAGAUGAACCUUGCUCUAAUUGGCUCAGAGAUGAACCUUGCUCUAAUUGGGUCAGUAAUGACUCCUGUUUCACAUCUCCAUACUCAUUAAUCAGUGUUAUGACUGGUGACAGAAACUCAGUCAGCACAGAAGUAAAACAUAACCCGAUUCUUAACAGCACCUUUUAAGAUCUGGAGAGAUAUUUGCAAACACCUUGGGGAAGAAAGGAUUACAUUUCUGCUCUGACUCCCCUUAUUAAUAACAAGGUGUUUACUCUCAAAUGCCUUCUCCUUAACUGGAUAAAAGACCAGCCACCAACAAUAAAUCAGUGGUAUUGUGAGAUCUUUUAAAGUGUUACCAUUAGAGAAAAUGUGUGCUAUAUUUAGGAACAAGGAUGGAGAUUUCUAUACAAUAUGGGACCGUUUUCACUAUAUCAUACCCCUCCUCUUGCAGAAGUGUCAAUAUAAAAAUUCAAUGAAUCUAUGGGUCAACUGGACCCUGGUCCCUUUCUUGUAUAAAAUAACGAUUUAGUUGUAUAGCUGUAAGGCCUCUCUCUAUACAGCGUUAGGGGCAUUUUGUAUUUUACACACUACAGCCACAAAUUUUACGACAGUAAAAAUUAAUAAAGGCAUGCAAGGAAAAUACAAAAUAAUAAAAUGUUCAUGAAAUUAGUUAGAGAGAAAAAAAUUCAGUAAUGAAAAAUGAAGAGUAGAGAACUGAAAGGGAUAAUAGGAUGAAGGUAUUAUUAUUAUUAUAUAUUAUAAUUCUAACUGUUUGUUUUCUGUUUGUUUCAUUUGUUUGUGGUCGUCUGUAGCUCAAUUGGUAGAGCAUGGCGCUUGUAACGCCAGGGUAGUGUAAAAAUGUACGCACACAUGACUGUAAGUCGCUUUGGAUAAAAGCGUCUGCUAAAUGGCAUAUUAUAUUAUUUAGGAAUUCAAAUAUAUUUACAAUCUGUUUAUGAUGUUGACCUGAAACAAGGAAAAUAUAUAAUAAUAAUAAUAAUAUACAGUGGGGAGAACAAGUAUUUGAUACACUGACGAUUUUGAAGGUUUUCCUACUUACAAAGCAUGUAGAGGUCUGUAAUGUUUUAUCAUAGGUACACUUCAACUGUGAGAGACGGAAUCUAAAACAAAAAUCCAGAAAAUCACAUUGUAUCAUUUUUAAGUAAUUAAUUUGCAUUUUAUUGCAUGACAUACGUAUUUGAUCACCUACCAACCAGUAAGAAUUCCGGCUCUCACAGACCUGUUCGUUUUUCUUUAAGAAGCCCUCCUGUUCUCCACUCAUUACCUGUAUUAACUGCACCUGUUUUAACUUGUUACCUGUAUAAAAGACACCUGUCCACACACUCAAUCAAACAAACUCCAACCUCUCCACAAUGGCCAAGACCAGAGAGCUGUGUAAGGACAUCAGGGAUAAAAUUGUAGACCUGCACAAGGCUGGGAUGGGCUACAGGACAAUAGGCAAGCAGCUUGGUGAGAAGGCAACAACUGUUGGUGCAAUUAUUAGAAAAUGGAAGAAGUUCAAGAUGACGGUCAAUCACCCUCGGUCUGGGGCUCCAUGCAAGAUCUCACCUCGUGUGGCAUCAAUGAUCAUGAGGAAGGUGAGGGAUCAGCCCAGAACUACACGGCAGGACCUGGUCAAUGACCUGAAGAGAGCUGGGACCACAGUCUCAAAGAAAACCAUUAGUAACACACUACGCCGUCAUGGAAUUACAUUUACAUUUACGUCAUUUAGCAGACGCUCUUAUCCAGAGCGACUUACAAAUUGGUGCAGUCACCUUAUAGCCAGUGGGAUAACACUUUACAAUAUGUUUAUUUUUAUUUUAUUUUUUUGGGGGGGGUAGAAGGAUUACUUUAUCCUAUCCCAGGUAGUCCUUAAAGAGGUGGGGUUUCAAGUGUCUCCGGAAGGUGGUGAGUGACUCCGCUGUCCUGGCGUCGUGAGGGAGCUUGUUCCACCAUUGGGGUGCCAGAACAGCGAACAGUUUUGACUGGGCUGAGCGGGAACUGUGCUUCCGCAGAGGUAGGGGGGCCAGCAGGCCAGAGGUGGAUGAACGCAAUGCCCUCGUUUGGGUGUAGGGACUGAUCAGAGCCUGAAGGUAAGGAGGUGCCGUUCCCCUCACAGCUCCGUAGGCAAGCACCAUGGUCUUGUAGCAGAUGCGAGCUUCAACUGGAAGCCAGUGGAGUGUGCGGAGGAGCGGGGUGACGUGAGAGAACUUGGGAAGGUUGAACACCAGACGGGCUGCGGCAUUCUGGAUGAGUUGUAGGGGUUUAAUGGCACAGGCAGGGAGCCCAGCCAACAGCGAGUUGCAGUAAUCCAGACGGGAGAUGACAAGUGCCUGGAUUAGGACCUGUGCCGCUUCCUGUGUAAGGCAGGGUCGUACUCUCCGAAUGUUGUAGAGCAUGAACCUACAGGAUCUGGUCACCGCCUUGAUGUUAGCGUAGAACGACAGGGUGUUAUCCAGGGUCACGCCAAGGCUCUUCGCACUCUGGGAGGAGGACACAACGGAGUUGUCAAUCGUGAUGGCGAGAUCAUGGAACGGGCAGUCCUUCCCCGGGAGGAAGAGCAGCUCCGUCUUGCCGAGGUUCAGCUUGAGGUGGUGAUCCGUCAUCCACACUGAUAUGUCUGCCAGACAUGCAGAGAUGCGAUUCGCCACCUGGUUAUCAGAAGGGGGAAAGGAGAAGAUUAGUUGUGUGUCAUCUGCGUAGCAAUGAUAGGAGAGGCCAUGUGAGGAUAUGACAGAGCCAAGUGACUUGGUGUAUAGCGAGAAUAGGAGAGGGCCUAAAACUGAGCCCUGGGGGACACCAGUGGUGAGAGCACGUGGUGCGGAGACAGAUUCUCGCCACGCCACUUGGUAGGAGCGACCGGUCAGGUAGGACGCAAUCCAAGAGUGAGCCGCGCCGGAGAUGCCCAGCUCGGAGAGGGUGGAGAGGAGGAUCUGAUGGUUCACAGUAUCAAAGGCAGCAGACAGGUCUAGAAGGACAAGAGCAGAAUAGAGAGAGUUAGCUUUAGCAGUGCGGAGAGCCUCCGUGACACAGAGAAGAGCAGUCUCAGUUGAAUUAAAUCCUGCAGCGCGCGCAAGGUCCCCCUGCUCAAGCCAGCGCAUGUCCAGGCCCGUCUGGAUCUGGAUGAUCCAGAGGAGGAAUGGGAGAAGGUCAUGUGGUCUGAUGAGACAAAAAUAGAGCUUUUUGGUCUAAACUCCACUCACCGUAUUUGGAGGAAGAAGAAGGAUGAGUACAACCCCAAGAACACCAUCCCAACCGUGAAGCAUGGAGGUGGAAACAUCAUUCUUUGGGGAUGCUUUUCUGCAAAGGGGACAGGACGACUGCACCGUAUUGAGGGGAGGAUGGAUGGGGCCAUGUAUCGCGAGAUCUUGGCCAACAACCUCCUUCCCUCAGUAAGAGCAUUGAAGAUGGGUCGUGGCUGGGUCUUCCAGCAUGACAACGACCCGAAACACACAGCCAGGGCAACUAAGGAGUGGCUCCGUAAGAAGCAUCUCAAGGUCCUGGAGUGGCCUAGCCAGUCUCCAGACCUGAACCCAAUAGAACAUCUUUGGAGGGAGCUGAAAGUCCGUAUUGCCCAGCGACAGCCCCGAAACCUGAAGGAUCUGGAGAAGGUCUGUAUGGAGGAGUGGGCCAAAAUCCCUGCUGCAGUGUGUGCAAACCUGGUCAAGACCUACAGGAAACGUAUGAUCUCUGUAAUUGCAAACAAAGGUUUCUGUUCCAAAUAUUAAGUUCUGCUUUUCUGAUGUAUCAAAUACUUAUGUCAUGCAAUAAAAUGCAAAUUAAUUACUUAAAAAUCAUACAAUGUGAUUUUCUGGAUUUUUGUUUUAGAUUCCGUGUCUCACAGUUGAAGUGUACCUAUGAUGAAAAAUUACAGACUACAUGCUUUGUAAGUAGGAAAACCUGCAAAAUCGUCAGUGUAUCAAAUACUUGUUCUCCCCACUGUAUAUAUAUACCAGUCAAAAGGCAAAGGGUGGCUAUUUGAAGAAUCUCAAAUACAAAAUAUAUUUUGAUUUGUUUAACUCUUUUCUGGUUACUACAUGAUUCCAUAUGUUUUAUUUCAUAGUUUUGAUGUCUUCACUAUUAUUCUACAAUGUAGAAAAUAGUAAAAAUAAAGAAAAACCCUUUGACUGGUACUGUAUAUAUAUAUAUUUUUUAAUGUCAGUCAGUCAAUCAAACAGUCAGUCAAACAGUCGUUCAGUCAGUCAGUUUACCUUACACAAUCUGGUAAUAACAUGUAAUAACAUGUAAUAACAUGUAAUAACCAUGUAAUAACAUGUAAUAAAUGUGUAAUAAGAGUGAGUCCCGCACUUAUUUUCUUUUCAUAGUUCAUUGACAAAGAAAGACUCAUGGUAUCUAAUAACUUCUUUAUGUAAUACCUAUGUACAUGGUUUUGGUAACAUGUUACAAAUGCUUACUAUUUAACCAAGUUGUAACAGUAUAUAGGCCUCCUGUAGCACAGUUGGUAGAGCAUGGUGCUUGCAACGCCAGGGUUGUGGGUUCGAUUCCCACGGGGGGCCAGUAUGAAAAAUGUAUGCACUCACUAACUGUAAGUCGCUCUGGAUACGAGCGUCUGCUAAAAUGACUAAAAUGUAAAAAUGUAUACCUGUUUGUGUAAUUUCCCUCCUAACCCCCUCUUCUCCCUGACCCCCUCUUCUCCCUGACCCCCUCUUCUCUCCCUCUCUUAUCCCUCACCCCCUCUCUCCUCUCGCAGGAUCGGGGACCCCCAAACCAUCCACGCCCACCCCCACCAGCACCCCCUGUUCCACCCCUCACCCCCCCGACUCCCUCCUCUCCCUCUGUUCCCUCCCGUCCUCUGUCACCCCCGCCCCUCCGGAGCCCCAGGCCCUCCAGGCCCCCCAGGCCCCGUAUCCCCAGCAGCAGCUUCCCCUGUCCCAGGCUCUGCCUGUAAUAACCAUCCCUCUCCCCACCAUGGGAACAGGAACCACCUCCUCUCAGGUCAUGGCUAACCCUGCUGGACUCAACUUCAUCAACGUGGUGGGAUCUGUCUGGUAA
Messenger RNA from Coregonus sp. 'balchen', 21649 nucleotides. The record is from the annotation of a GenBank genome assembly. Lineage: Eukaryota; Metazoa; Chordata; Actinopteri; Salmoniformes; Salmonidae.